This is a messenger RNA of Penaeus vannamei (Pacific white shrimp), 1036 nucleotides long. The record is from RefSeq and is a predicted model, not a curated record. NCBI's taxonomy places the organism in Eukaryota, Metazoa, Arthropoda, Malacostraca, Decapoda, Penaeidae.
CUGGCAGCCGUGCUUCGCCAGUCUGCGUCGAGACACAGUGAGGAGAGGACGAGGCAGAGCGCGAGGAGUGGACAGGCAUUUUCAGUUAACAGUGAAAUGGGAGGCUGUUGCACUAGAUCGAAGACGCUGGAAACGGCAGUCCAAAGACCGCCCGUGGCAAUGCAGAUCCAAGGGAGCGUCGUCCUCAUCACAGGGGCGGCGCGAGGUCUGGGUCGCUGUUUCGCUGAGACGCUGCUCGGUCGCGGAGCCAAGGUGUGUCUGACUGACAUCGAUGCCGAAGCGGGCGCCGAAACCGUGACAGAACUUCAGGCACAACAUGGCGGUGACAAUGCUAUGUUCUUCAAGUGUGACGUCACGAAAGACGAGGACUUCAAUGGGGCGUGGGAUGCUGCCGUCGAGAAGUUCGGGCCCGUGACGCUGCUCGUCAACAACGCCGGCCUCGGCAACGAACAGAACUGGCAACUCACACUCAACGUCAAUAUUCAUGCAUACAGUAUGUAGCAAUGCUCACAAUUCAUGCUUCCAUAUUAUAUAUAUAUAUAUAUAUAUAUAUAUAUAUAUAUAUAUAUAUAUAUAUAUUAUAUAUAUAUUAUACAUUCAUAUACAACAUAUAUGUAUUUUUUAAAACUUGACUCUUAUGACAGCUCUUUUUAUACGAUCUUUUACUCUGUGAAUCAAUACUCUACACCCUAUCCUGUAAUUUCCGUUGAAUAUUUCCGACUAACUAAUAGUAUAAGUUCUAAUGAUAUGUUUUGCAAAAUCUAUGUCAGAAAUAUUUGGAUAUUAUCUCCAAUGUGCCAAGAAAUGCCAUAUGUCAAGAUGGCCAUACCUUACAGUGAGUUUUGACAGUGUGAAAUGUUGACAGCUAAAAAUAACCAUACCAUAGUAGUUAACAUAUGCAUAAGUCUGAGUGAGUGAGUGAAUGCGAAUCUAUGUGUGCCUGAUCAUGCUGCAGUCAACUUUAUUCAUCAUGUUCUAUUCAUCUAUGUUGUAUCUUGAAUCUUGACUUGUAUUUCAAUAAAUCAAUGUAAUUCUU